Trichomonas vaginalis G3 is the source of this 3183-nucleotide messenger RNA. Its product is annotated as nuclear pore complex protein NUP155 family. The coding region runs from base 1 to 3183 and encodes 1060 amino acids. NCBI's taxonomy places the organism in Eukaryota, Parabasalia, Trichomonadida, Trichomonadidae. Gene Ontology annotation, biological process: protein import into nucleus; protein localization to nuclear inner membrane; transcription-dependent tethering of RNA polymerase II gene DNA at nuclear periphery. Gene Ontology annotation, molecular function: protein binding; structural constituent of nuclear pore. Gene Ontology annotation, cellular component: nuclear pore; nuclear pore inner ring. The record is from RefSeq and is a predicted model, not a curated record. The transcript has a single exon.
AUGCUGAGGACACCAAAAGCCGAGAAAACAGACGGAGUGUUACCUCAGGCAUCGAAGAGAGUUCAAGAUAUUAUCAACGAUGAUGAGAAAUAUUCCGAUUUUUUGUCGCAAAUUUCAACAUUAGCCGAUCAAACUUAUUAUGCUGCCUUAAAACGUAGAGAUAUAGCUACAAUAACAAGUAUUUCUCCAUAUCCAUCAGAAGUUGCUAACUGUGGAUCAGGAAAACUUGGUUAUUUGAGCGAAAUUAACAAAUAUUAUUUAAUUAACAGUCAAAAAAUAUAUUUAUGGACACCACUUAAAUCAGAUACUCAAAUAGUUCAAGAAGAUGGAUAUGAUAUUCUCGCUGUUGCAAUAAUGGAGCCAGAUUACGAUUUAAUUUCAGACAAAGUUAGUAAUUUUUUGGCAAUUUCAACACACUCAUACAUUAAAUUAUAUCCUAUCAUGGAUUCAAAGAUUAUUACAGACAGAUUUUACCAUAUUGAAACAAAUUUCACUCCAUUUUCAUUGGUAGGCGGUCCAGACAAUUGUUUGUACGCAGGAUCACAACUAGGUGACAUCCACAUCAUCGAAAUCGUCUCCAAACAAGAUUUUCUUUCAAGAUGUUUAGGAUCUCUUCCAAAGAAUAUAAAUCCAUUUACAAUGCUCGAUCCAGAGGUAGUUCCAACCAUUAAGAACGGAACUGCAUCUCUCUUUUCAGAAAUUACACCAGAAUUCAUCAGAUUUAGAGAUCACGCUUUAAUUAAGUUAGCUUACGAUCCAACGACCAAAUACUUAGCCGCCAUCGAUGAGGACAGCAAUAUCUUCUUCUACAAGUGCUCAAGAAGGCAUUUAUUCCAUGUUGGAUCACAUUAUUCCGGAGAUGUUCCUAUUGUCGAUAUUUCUUAUGUUCCGAACAGUGAUUCAAGACUUAUAAGGUUUGUUGGCUUCGAUCAGCAAGGAAACAGACUUUAUUUCGGUUUUUCAGAAAAAUUAUUAGGAGUAAGCUCAUCAAUCACUUUACAAGCACUCAGGAAGCCACCGCCAGAGUACGAAGGCAAGAAACUACUCAGUGGAGCUUAUUCCCUUGGUUUUUGCGCAUUAGUUUAUAAUGAAGGAGUUUUCGUGACGAAAUCGACCAUUUUAAUGAGGCCAAGCGAAGAAUUCAACAGUUUCGUUGUUCCUUGCUCAGGAGCUCAUGUUUUUUCGCUCAGACAUAAUUUAGAUUAUUUAUCUCCACAACCAGUCUUCACUGAUGCAGAAUUAUGGCAGCAUGUUAUUCCAGCACCACCAUUCCUUCUUUGCUCGCUCGACGGAACAGCAGAAAUCAAGCCAACAGUACCUUUCGAAAAUCUCACUCGUGCUUUCUUAGAAAGCCAAGGUAAACUUACAGAACAUCUUCAAAUAUUCCUUGGUAAUCCACCAAAUACUACUGGUUACGCUAAUUCUUUACUUGCUGCCCAGAAAAGACCAGAAAUUGGAAAAUCCGUAUUCCAGAUCUUCAAAUCUAUCGGAAACAAGCCAGACAGAGUAUCAGAGUCCUUCUAUAAACGUGCUGGAAGGCUCCUCAGCCCUCUCCUUUCACUUCCUGUAAUAGAAUCCCAUUAUAUCAACGUAAACAUCCUUAAUUUAACCAAUGGAUACGUUGCUGAUAUCAAGGGCUUCAUUCCUAUCCUUAAGGAAUAUGCUGAUGUCCAAGCUGAUCCCCAAGAAAAAUCAUCAAUCGCUGAAUUGAUCGAUUACAUCUCAGAAAUUUCUGAAGUUGUCACUUUUUUGGUAAUUUGUUCGAAGCAAGAACCAAAAUAUUUCACAGAAGCCUAUGGAAAAUUAUCAGUUAAUGACAGAUAUCAGCUUCAACAGCCUCUUGGCCAAGGAGAAAAUGUUUUGGAAAUAAUGAAGACAUUUUUAAGACAAUAUGUCUUAGUUAUUCCAACAUCUGCCGAACUUGAUAUGCUCUGCGCCCAGUUCUUCUCAGAAUGUCCUUUAAUUGCUGAUUCUGAAGAAGGAUUACUCGAACAUGCUGAUUCUUUGCUGAACAAUGCCUCUCUUCUUGAUGAUAAAGAGAGAAUUCCACUUCUCCGUGAAGCCGCAACAGCAUAUAUGGAGCUUGUGGCCUUGUUUGGAACAAAUCUUUCAGAUCCCAUCCGUAAACUUACGGAAUUAGGAACUCCUUUGUUCGCCAUCGAGCUUGCUAUGGCAUGGGCAGCCAAGGUUGACCCAAGCAAGAGAGCUUUGGAGUGGUUUGAAACAGGAUGUGAUAAAAAUGACUCACAAGGCUCAAUAUUGUUCUCAGAACUGCAUAGAAUAUACUUAACAACCAUAGCAGCAAGCAUUACUGACGAAGGACUAAAGGAUUUGAAGGAAGGAAAGCAUGAUAAAUUAUAUUGCUACACAAUCUAUGAUUAUCUCCUUCAAGCCAACUUGCAAGAGAAGCUAUUAUCUCUCAAAGCUCCAUAUCUCGAAGGUUUCGUUAAAACAAACGCCAGAAAACUUUAUUGGAGAUUAGUAGUUUUAGCAGACAAGAAAUCGGCCAUUGAAGAGCUCAUUCACCUUGCAAUUGAUGGAGAUAACAUUGAGCUCAACGAAAGAAUCGAUUUCCUUAAAGAAGCUUUGAAGAUCUCCAAAGAAAUUAAUGAUAAGAAGAAUUUCUCUGAAAUCCAGAAAUUCAUCACCUCUGCGGUGCUUUCUACCAGAUUAGAUAAGAAACCAGACCGAAUUCUUCCAAUAAAAGAAGUUGCCGACAUAUCCGAACAACAAUUAAACUUCGAAGUGGCCUUAGCAUGCUACAACACAUUGGAAGACAUGAAUGGUAUCGAAAGAGUGUGGAAGAACUUGUUGCAAAGAACUCCUGAGCUUGCAACACAAAUUUUGAUUGGACUUCCAAAGAAUUCUCCUGCUGCUGAUUUACAAAUGGUCAUUCCUUUGUUAGAGGACACAAAGAUAUCGAACAAAGAGUUACCUGAUGAUUUCGUUAUCUCUACUUUGAUAAAAUCAAAUGUUUCUCUCAAAGAAUGCGCAAGAAUCUAUGAAAAACUACUUGAUAUAGCAUUAGGAAACGAAAAGGGACAAGUAAUGAUAACUGCUUUGAAACUACUAAGUCUUCAUUACGGAGAUGUCGACAAAAUUAAGAAAUUGGCCAGAGAAAUGGCAAAAGAUGAAUCUAACCCUUAUGGAAAAGAAAUUGCUCAAUUGCUUGGAGAAAACUAA